Messenger RNA from Pyrgilauda ruficollis (rufous-necked snowfinch), 5974 nucleotides. RefSeq names its product hyaluronan and proteoglycan link protein 3 (gene HAPLN3). NCBI's taxonomy places the organism in Eukaryota, Metazoa, Chordata, Aves, Passeriformes, Passeridae. Gene Ontology annotation, biological process: cell adhesion. Gene Ontology annotation, molecular function: hyaluronic acid binding. Bases 3654 to 5318 code for a protein of 554 amino acids. The record is from RefSeq and is a predicted model, not a curated record. The transcript is spliced from 5 exons.
UGCCUUCACAGACCCUCCUACCUCCCUUCCCUGGCUGAAAAACAGGGUAUCUCAGGGCUUUGUGUGCAUCUUUCCCACCGUCUCCACCCUGUCCCAGCUGCUGGAGACUGCUCACAGCUGGCCAGGCGCGGCGGGAUGGGACUUGGGGAGGGGAAGCCUCUAUCAGCACCCACACCCUGUGUCUCCUCCUUUGGCUUUGAUCCUGGAGCAAAUCUCCCAGCUUGGAGCUAGAUCGGCUCUUACACCCAAGCAUGCUCCCAGGGCUGGAGGGAGCUGUGAAUUUUGCAAGAGCUGCCUGUGGGGAUGUUCUCAGCAGAGCCCUCUUGGGGAGGGCUGGGGCAUGGAUGCUGCUGGAGCAGGAUCUGCCUGCAUUGAGGGUGUGAUCCCAUGUAGGGAGGGGGCAUUGUGGUGUACAGGAAAGAGGAGCUUUGCUCAUGUCCAGAAUCUGCCACACUGGGCAGGGACCCCUGAAGGUGGCAUGAAUAGCCAAGUGUCAUCUAUGUCUUACCACAGCUGUCUGUCCCUGCAAUUCUGGACAAUCUUCUGCACCUCCCUGCGGCCAGCAGUGCCCUGCUCAGCCAGGCAUCUCCUCCUUGGGCCUUGCCUAUGGGAGGUGGGCUCUUGCCUUGCCCUGGGAGUGCGAGCCGUGGGCAUCAGAGGAGCUGGGGAUCUGCUUGAGAAGACUGGGCUGAAUUCAUUAUGGCUGUGGCUGCAGCUGCUUGGUGACAAAUAGCAGCCACAGACAGAGACAGGGACAGGGGGGACAGUCUACCCAGUUCACCUCCAGACAUGCUACCCUUAUCAUCGGGAAGCUGAGGCAGAGAUAAGAGCAGUUCGCUUCGAGUCCAGCCAAGGCAGCCGUGAGCCAGGGAUAUGGCAGAGGCUCCAUGAGGAGGGCGAUGGGAGCAGAUGCUGCAUAUCAGAGCGGGGGAUGCAUCCUCAGCCCCUGGCUGCUGCUCCCCCUGCCCAUUGCUACCCCCCAAGCAAGCCCCUCUGAUGGGUUCUGAGCCCCUUCUCAGCCUUGCGGCAUUUCCUUCAUUCCCCAGAGCUGCAGGAUGGGGGCACUGGGAGAGCCAGAGUGCCCUCCUCGCCUUGCACAGCCCCUCAUGGCUUGUCCCUGUCCCUCGGAUGCUCUUCCUGGAUGUGGCUGGGUUGCUGGGACAGCAGGAAGGCUGGGAUGGGAUGGCUGGCAUGCUGCGGCACCCUGCUGACUGCUGCCAGCUGCUGGGAGCUGGUUCCUCAGGAAGCAGCCGUCGGGGAGAGCAUCCUCUCAUCACCACCCGGAAAGCCCAGCACAGAUCACAAACUCCUCCAUCCCUCCAGGAAUGUGAGUGUUCCUGCUGGAAUCAUCCUGUGCAAGCAGCAUUUCAUGGACAAAUCUCUGUGGUGAGGCCACAGCAGAGCUGUCAGGCGCUGGCUUUGAGGUGGGGAAGAUGGGGAUGACACUUUUAUGGCUCCCAUUCAGCCAAAUGCUCAGCCAGCCCUAGGCACGUGCCCUAAACAUGUGCUCCCAGGUCAGAGCUUCCCUGUCACUGCACAGCUUUGCUCAACCUGAAACCUGUGGUCACACCCAGGGUACAUCUCUGGGAAUAGAAAACAAAAAGAGGAUGAGAGAAGGAAGGGAAGGAAUGAAGGAGACUCCUUCUUCCUCAGGGUCUGCUGGUGCCAGAUCCUUCCUCACGCCUCUGCUCCCUAGGAGGAGAUGGAGAAAUCACUGGCCACGACCAGACAAGAGUGGCUUAAUGUGAGGCAGGAGUUGUUGCUGAAAAGAGGUGCCAGGAGGCACCCCUGUCCCCUUCCCUCCUGCUGCUCCCCUCCUCAGGCCGGGCAGAGGAUGGCUGCUGGCAGGUGCUGUGGUGCAGGCAGUGCGGGACACUGUGGGGUUUGUUCCUCACUUCUGGAACAAUGGGAUAGCCAUGCCAGGGAGCAGCGUGCCCCAACAGGGCUGUCUGCUUUCUGCACAGCCCGGGGGCGGAGGGAACCAUCCCAACUGCUGGAUCACUGAAACAACUUGGGCAAGCAGCUGCAGCGGGGCACUGACGGCCAGGAUGCAGCUGGGACACCAUCCCAUCACCUCCUCCGGCCAAGUGGCAGGGCUGGGGGUAGCAGGGACCCUCGGCCAGGAUGCAGGCAGUGCAGUGGCCCCAUGCCGGAAGAUUUAAUUGUCCCUCCAUUGUGGGCAGGCGGGCAGGCGGCGCGCCCGGCCGUCACACUCCCGUGUCCCGGGGCAGCCCGGCUCCGCCGCGUCCCGCCUCGGGCAGCUCUGGCACGGCUGCGAUUGUGCAGGCAAAAGGAGAACAAGGAAGAGCAGUGCUUCCAGACCGUGGGUCCCGCAGCCAUCCCUGGUCGGGGCUUCCCACGGGGAGCACGGGCUGUGGUGCCGGCGCUGGCGGCAGAUAACGCCGUUUCCUCGCUGGCUGCUCGCUAUCAGCGCGGCGGCGACGGGCAGGCAGGAUCGCACCCAGAGCAAUCCGUGCUGGGCGCUGUCGGGAAGGGCUCCUGGCCCCCUUCACCCCGCAGCCAGCCUCGGGCCGUUUAUUUUUACACGGGUUGUUUUCUUUCCGGCUUGAAGCCAUCCUGCACGGCGGCAAGAGCUGGACCGGGGCCUCCACGCCUCAUUUCCUUGCCGUAAAAAAACAAAGUGGGGGGUGAAGCAGCGCACUGGACUGGGACAGCGGGUCGAUGGGUCAGGGCACACGCCGCAUCGUGGUUCCUCUGUUUGUCCCUUCUGUCUAUCCCCUGAGCGGCAUCCCCUGGCGGUGCCGCGGCCGUGCUGCCCUUCCUGAGGACUCGAUCUCCCUGGAGCUGUAUCUGCCUGACUGUGUGCCAGUGGGAGCUGGCAUGGAGGGCAUCACCCCAGUUUAGGGAUGAUGCCCCCACAGAUGGGUGCAACUGGGCACCCCAGAGUUUUUGCCCUCGUUUCUGUACCUCUGCUUUGUCCCCACAGCAUCAAGAAGACCCUGAAGAGGCUGAACCCUGCAGCUCAGCUGUCUCUGUUGAAUUCCAGAACUGGCAGACACUGGGCACAGAUCACUCCGUGCCACAGCCCACCUGUCCCAAGCUGCUUGUGCCUGUAGUGCUCCUGCCACAUGUGUGUUGGGCACCUCCUUUGUCUGGAGACUGUGGCCAGUCCCCUCCAGUGGGAUGUGGGACAAGGGAUGUCUCAUCUUCCCUGGCACUGUGACUUCACCAGAGCUUUGCUUGGGACAUCACAGGAUCCCAGCAGCCCCAACGGGCAAGUUUUUCCCCACUGCUCCCCCUUCCAAGCCGGGGGCAGUGCAGGCAGCUGGCACACUGCAGAUAAGGUGUGUGAACAGCGUGUGGGCAGAAUGUGGGCAGUGUGUGGACGCACAGUGAGGCCAUCACCCAGGCACGGUGGGCAGGGGGGGCUGGGGGCACCCACCCCAGCUCUGGGCUGCGAGCAGGGGGUUGGGAAAGGCGUGUGUUUCCCUUUAAGAGGCAGGCCCUGGAGCUGCUUCCUCUCAGCCUUGCAAGAGCCCUAAACACAGUGCAUCUGCCUGCAGCCUGCCCGCACGCCUGCCUGCAGCCUGCCCGCAACCAGCGUGAGUAGGGCUUGGCCCCAGUGCCGGGACUGGGGAGGGCUGGCACCGCGGGGCGAUGGGCACCCUGCUUGCCGCAAAGGGCAGGGGGGGAUGGCAUUGCCAUGGAGGGAGCCCGGCAUCACUGCAAUAGGUGCCAGGCAUCACUGUGCUGGUUGCUGCAGCACGACGCUCACGGCGCUGCAGCUGAGAGCACUGGCCACGCUGCACGUCACUGCAACGCUGGGUUCUGGGGGGGUCACCAGGCAUUGGGGUGCAGGGGGACCAGGGCUGAUGCCCUGCAGACCGAGGUGUGAAGCUGCCGUGCCUCGAGCCCACCCUGCGGCGCGUGGGCAGCACGUGGCGGUGUCCCCGCGGCUCCGGUGCCAGCAGCGCCGCGCGUCUGUGCCAGCUGCCGGGGCUGUGCCGGCGCUCCAGCGGGUGCACCCUGCGCCCCCGGGCACCGGCUCUGCUGGCCCCAGUGGGUGGCAAGUGUGGCUGCACCCCAUGGUGAGCAGAGGCACUGACUGCAGAAGAAAGUCUGGGAUUGAGCAACCUGCGGUGGGAGCAGCCUGUUUCACGCCCCCGACCCUGGAGAGCACCACCGAACCCCGUGUUGGACCCUUCCGGGUUGAGCAUCUGCUCUCCCACAGCCCCCUGGCCCUGGCCCGGGCUUGCUUCCCAGCCAUGCUGCUGCUCCCACUCCUCCUGAAGGUCACCCUGCUGCCCCUGGCCAGUGGCUCCUACCACCCCUUCUACAACGGCUUCUACUACAACCACAUCAUGAAUGACAAUGGCGAUGAGCAGGACAAAGUGGAUUACUUCAGCGGAUCCAAACUAGUGGUGGAAGCCUCCAAAGACCCUGUCUACAGCUACAAUGGUGCCAAUGUCACCCUGCCCUGCCACUACCGCUAUGAGCCUGACCUGGAACCCAAGCGCAAAAUCCGCAUCAAGUGGUCCAAGCUGAGGGACGACUACACCAAAGAGCAGGAUGUGAUGGUGGCCAUUGGCAAGACCUACGUGGCCUUUGGGGACUUCAAGGGCCGUGCCCACAUCCGUCAGGCUGGUGAGGCCAGCUGGCACGAGGCCUCGCUGGUCAUCAGCGAUGUGCGCUUGAAGGACGAUGGCAAAUACCGCUGCGAGGUCAUCGAUGGGCUGGAGGAUGAGAGCGAUGUUGUGGACCUCCGGCUGCAAGGCAUCGUGUUCCCCUACCAGCCUCCCCGCGGGCAGUACAGGCUCAAUUUCCACGAAGCCGAACAAGUGUGCCAGGACCAAGGUGCCAUCCUCGCCAACUUUAACCAGCUCUUCCAGGCGUGGAGCGAGGGGCUGGACUGGUGCAACGCGGGCUGGCUGGCCGAUGGCACGGUGCAGUACCCCAUCCGCCUGCCCCGCAAGCCCUGCGGGGGCGUGCACCUCGCCCCGGGCAUCCGCAGCUACGGCCCGCGGCACCGGCACCUCCACCGCUUUGAUGCCUUCUGCUUCUCCUCCGCCCUCAAAGGAGAGGUUUUCUACCUGGACCGCCUGGCUGGGAUGACGCUGGAGGAGGCCAAGCAGAGCUGCCAGGAUGCAGGGGCCGAGAUCGCCCGGGUGGGGCAGCUCUACUCCGCCUGGAAGUUCGUGGGGCUGGACCGCUGCAAUGCCGGCUGGCUGGCAGAUGGCAGUGUCCGCUACCCCAUUGUCACACCCCGGGCCAACUGUGGCCCCGCGGAACCCGGUGUCCGCAGCUUCGGCUUCCCCAGAAAGGGCAGGUUUGGAGUCUUCUGCUACAGAGAGAGAUAAGGAGCCGGGAGGGAUCCUUCUUGGACAAAGGAUGUUUCCAGCCUGCCAGUGCCCAGUGUCGGGCAUUUCCAAGGGCUGUUCUGGGGGUGACUGGGGGGAGGUGGGAUGGGGGGAGGUUUCUUUUUGUUUUGUUUUGUUUCCUUCCUUUAUAUUUUCCACAUCUUGCUCAGCAGCUGGCACUUGCAGCUGCUUGGGGUGGCUGCCAGCCGGGCAGCGUGGGACAAUCCCUGUGGUGGGAUGUGUUCAAGGAUGAUCCCCAUGGGCUACUGCUGCCACCCCACUUGGCCGUGCCACCCCAUGGGUGGUGACCCCUUCCUGUGGUGGCAGGCUGUCACUGACACACACCUGCCCUUCCAGGCUGGUCCUGCCUCCCAGCUCAUGAGGCAAGGCCACGAGGGAGCGAGGCAAGGCUGGAUUUGGCCAGAGCAGAGAGCAGGUAUCUCCAUUGCAUCCUGGCCCCUCUUCCAGCCCCAUCCAUGUCCCGCUGAAGGAUACCAUUGUGCCUAUCUCUGCUGGAGCACAAGUGCCUUAUCUCUAUGUGCCCCUUGCCUGAACUCCAUUUGAACUCUGGUGCCUUCUUCUCUGAGCAUUGGCUAUGAAAAGAUGUGUUUUUCUGGACAUCUUCUAAUAAAAUGGUGGAGAAAGCCCUGGAGUGA